This is a messenger RNA of Botrytis fragariae, 438 nucleotides long. RefSeq lists its product as uncharacterized. The transcript is spliced from 4 exons. Bases 1 to 438 code for a protein of 145 amino acids. NCBI's taxonomy places the organism in Eukaryota, Fungi, Ascomycota, Leotiomycetes, Helotiales, Sclerotiniaceae. The record is from RefSeq and is a predicted model, not a curated record.
AUGGGUGUUCCCAAGGACACUACUAGGAAUGCAACAGAAGCGUUUGUUCUCGAGUUUCAUGCAACAGCCGAUUCCCUGACUACUGAUGGUCUCGAGAAGUUUUAUGGUAAGAAUGCUAUACUAAGAUUUGGGAAUGAAGAGGAAGUGAAAGGAGUGGAUGGAAUCAGAAAAUUCUUCGAGGGUGUCUUUCCUCUGCUCAAAAGCAUGAAACAUGAGCUUGUCGAUGUUGAUCGAAUUGGAAACAAAAUCUACCAAUCUGUUUUCAUAACUUAUGUUGUUAAGGAUGAUCCAGAAGAGAGGGAAAUUAAAAUACCAGUUUUGGGGAAAAUGUUCCUCAUUCAGGAUGGAGAGGAGGAGGGAAAGAUGUCGAGGUUUGAGGUGUUUGCAAAUCCUUCGGAGGUGUUCGCUAGGAUAGAAGAUGUCCUUAACAUGGCGUGA